Messenger RNA from Actinia tenebrosa (Australian red waratah sea anemone), 1586 nucleotides. RefSeq names its product cell cycle checkpoint protein RAD1. Gene Ontology annotation, cellular component: checkpoint clamp complex; nucleus. The record is from RefSeq and is a predicted model, not a curated record. NCBI's taxonomy places the organism in Eukaryota, Metazoa, Cnidaria, Anthozoa, Actiniaria, Actiniidae. Gene Ontology annotation, biological process: DNA repair; DNA damage checkpoint signaling.
GUUCAUAUUUUUUAGUUUUGUCGCUCUAAAUUAAUUUUUUCUUCAUUUUUCCUUUACUAUGGACACUUAGAUUAAUAAUAUUUGAAAAGGACGUCUACUUUUGCGUGCAAAAAUGUCUCUUUUAUCGCAGCAAAGUGGAGAGGACAGUUCGUACAUUUUGGUGGCCAGGUUGGACAAUGCUCGCAAUAUGUCAAAUAUUCUUAAGGCUAUACACUUCAAAGAGAGUGCAACAUGUUUUGUUAGUUCUAAUGGUAUAAAGAUGACAGUGGAGGAUGCCAAGUGUGUACAGGCCAAUGCAUUUAUCCAAUCCAGUGUAUUCCAGGAAUACACCUUCAAGGAAGAGAGUGCUACAUUUAGAGUGAAUCUCAAUGUUCUAAUGGAAUGUUUGAAUAUUUUUGGGAUGUCUAAAGAUUCUGGAAUGUGCGCAGCAUUGAAAUUAUGCUACAAGGGCUAUGGCUUCCCAUUGGUGCUCAUGCUUGAAGAGGGUGGUGUUCUGACUGACUGCAGCAUUCAAACAGAAGAACCAGAUGAAAUUCUAGACUUUGAUUUUAGCAGUGCAAAUGUGCUAAACAAGAUCAUUAUGAAGUCCGAGUGCCUACGAGAGGCAUUUAAUGAACUGGACAUGACAAGUGAYGUUCUGCAGAUAUUGAUGUCUCCUGAUAAUCCAUAUUUCCGACUCUCAACUUUUGGUCAUGCAGGCAGUACACAUUCAGAUUUCCCAAAGGAUUCGGACAUGGUUGAAUCCUUUGAAUGUGAACAAACUCAGACAAAUAGGUACAAAAUCAAUCUUGUGAAGCCUUCCACAAAAGCCUUGCACUUAUCUUCGAAGAUUUCAAUAAGAAUGGAUGACAGAGGGUUUUUGUCUUUACAGUACAUGAUAAUUAAUGAAGACAGUCGAGUUUGCUUUGUAGAAUAUUUGUGUGCGCCUGACGAGGAAGUUGAUGAUUUUGAUGAAAAUGAUAGCGAGACAGUUUGAAGAAACACUGCACUGUUACUCAUAAUAAUAUCAUAAUGGCUACUAAAUUUAGAAAUGUUGUAUAUUUUUAUUGACAUUAAAAAUUUUUUUACUCAGAAUACAUUUAAUAUUAAAAUGCUUAGUUCCAGAAAUUAUCCAUCAGGUCCCUUAACCCCCGAAAUUCUAAUUUCUUCCAUACAAACCUCUAGAUCUUCUUUUGGAAAUUCCAAAAUUCCUCUGCAGGGAGGGCAGUUAUUUCUGGAACUACACAAUUAAUGUAUGAAAUGUGUUGGAGUAUUUCUAAUUCUAUUUAUCAAUUCCUAGGAGAGAGAAAGAAGGGAGUGUCUUUAUUUGUGGACUUUUUAUAGGUCUGGAGAAGACUUUUCCUCAAAUCUUCUUGAGUACCAUGAAACAAUGGUUCCAAGUUGAGGUUCGACAUGAUGUGUUCAUAAAUUUACUCUAUUUUAUCUUGUCCAACCUCGACUUGGAGUACUGCUUCAUGAUGCAUCGGAUCCAGUUGAUAUGGAAUAGUGACCUACAUGUACAUAGAAAUAAUGUUACUGCAAGACUGAGGUGUCUUGAAUGUGGUGAAAAUUCACCAGCGAAAAAUAAAAACAUCAUUGCCACACUA